This is a messenger RNA of Cornus florida, 702 nucleotides long. Its product is annotated as ankyrin repeat-containing protein P16F5.05c. Gene Ontology annotation, molecular function: protein binding. The record is from RefSeq and is a predicted model, not a curated record. The coding region runs from base 47 to 505 and encodes 152 amino acids. NCBI's taxonomy places the organism in Eukaryota, Viridiplantae, Streptophyta, Magnoliopsida, Cornales, Cornaceae. The transcript is spliced from 6 exons.
UAUUCUUAGUCAGUUGAGCGGUGUCUCUCUCUUCUCGACGCAACAAAUGGGGGCGGAGGCUAAUAGAGCAGAGGAGACUGCAACUAUAACGACGCCGGAGAACGUUGAGGCCUUGCUUGAGGCUGCAAGAUAUGAUGAUAUUGAUGAUAUUAAAAACUUAGCUUCUGCUGGCGUUUCUCUUAAUUCCAGGGAUUCACAGGGUCGAACAGCACUACAUAUGGCUUCAGCUAAUGGGCAUCUUGACAUUGUGAACUAUCUUAUCAGUAAUACAGUGGAAAUUAAUGCUUCUAAUUUGGAGAAUAAUACACCGCUACAUUGGGCUUGCCUCAAUGGGCAUAUUGAGGUGGUUAAGAAUUUGAUCCUAGCAGGAGCAAAUUUAUCAGUUUUAAACAGCCACGAGCGGACUCCAAUGGAUGAAGCAGUGAGUAGGGGAAAGAUGGAUGUCAUUGAUGCAAUUAAUGCAGCAGUGGCACAGCUUGAGCUAAGCGGCACAAGCGUUUCCUAAUUUCCGAACUUCGUAGUGAAGCAAAGUUUAAUCAUGUUUGUAUGUUUCCCCUUCUCGGGUUGCAAGUUUGUGAUCUGAAAAUUCUGGUGACAUCUCAAGUGGAAAUCUCUGUUUUUGUUGUGAGAAGCAUUGUAAUUAGUUUCGGGCACAAACUAAGCAAUGCUAAUAGAGUAAUAUACAGAUUUAUCUCUUUAUAA